AUUCGGUGCGUUCAUCGCAGUUGAGAUUUGUGACGGAUUGAUUACUUCUUGAGGGUGGACUUUGGACUGUGGUACUUGAAAAUUUGUUGUUGUUUAUUUUUAUUUUUUUUACUACUGCUGUAGAUAUGAAUUUCAAAAUACGCGCUGCAACUAAAGAGGACUGCAAAGAAAUUUCGAGAAUGAUACUGGAGUUAGCGGUUUAUGAAAACAUGUCCGAUCAAGUGAAGAUCUCUCAUGAAGAACUGGAACGUGACGGUUUCUGCGAGAAUCCCCUCUUCGAAUGCCUCGUCGCAGAGGUACCCGAGGAUCAUAAAUCUGAAGAAGGAUUCACAAUUGUCGGAUAUGCCUUAUACUUUUACACAUACAGUACAUGGAAAGGACGGUCAGUAUAUUUGGAGGACCUGUAUGUGAUGCCACAAUUCAGAGGAAAUGGCAUUGGCAAGGGUUUACUGAGCAAAGUCGCUGAGGUGGGGAAGAACAAGCAGUGUGUUCGGCUGCAGCUGUCCGUGUUGAGCGUGAAUACUCCCACACGAGAAUUCUAUGCUGCUAAAGGAGCUCAGGACCUCACCGUCAGCGAAGGCUGGCACUUUAUACGUUUUGACGGACAAAACCUGGACAACUUAGCAAAGGAGGCACCUAAAGAUUAGGAGACAGUGCCAAAGUGAACCUCACUCUGUCUGGUUCCUGUCUUUUCUUUCUCCUGGUUUAACUAAAUGAUGUCCUCAUUUAAGUUGUUCAUUUUCACUAUGAGCUGUGUAUAUAUUUUUUAAAAUAAUCUCAUUUCAUUGAGGUAUUAUUGACCUUUCUUUUGACCUUUUCUUUUCUCUAUUUUGAAAGUUGCCUAUGGUUCCCUUUCAGCGCAAAGUGCAAAUUCAAUUUGCAGACAUAAUUUCCUACAAAUGUUUGCAUGUCCUCAUAUCAACAACACUUGUGAAGAUAUAAAUAAACAGCAGAUUUCCUUUGCUCGUUAAGUUAGACACAGUCCAGUCAUGAGAUGCUUUUAAUCUUUGUAGGAUCUAAUGAUGAUUAUUGAAGGCUUAUUUCCCAACAGCACAGUAUGACUUGAUCCAAGUAAAUCCAAUCCCAGCUGUAACACUCUAUGAUCCCACUAGGUGGCAUAUUGAACCAACUGUAUGACCUGUGCUGUAAUUAGAGCAUAACUGCAGUCUGGGAAUGUUGUGUCCACUUUCAGCUCUGUGUCUUCAGUGCAGUCUUAGCUAUGUAGUGUUUUCUGCUUUGGUCAAAGGAGAAGAUGAUGUACAAACAACAAACUCUGUAACUCAAAACUCCUUUAUUGAAACCAGUAAAAUGGUAUUAUUUUUAUUAAUAAUAAUAAUAGUCAGAGUUUCAUUGCUCAAAAGCUUUUCAUCACUCAUCUUCACUCUGUGUUAUAAAUCAUUUCCUCUCAUUAACAUUCUGACAGUUUGGUGCAACCAGUCACUAAAAAUGAUAUCUAUUAUGCACAAAAGCUGCAUUAACAUUUGCUUAAACUCUGUCAAAUAAGUGUUCUGGUUCACACUGGAUGAAACCCCCAGGUCAGUAUAGUAUAAUCACAGUUGACUGGCUUCGUUGCAAGUUAAAAUGCUAAAUUUUGCAGCAAUUUUGCAGGAGUUUUGCACAGUGAAAAGCAAAUCGGAGUUGCUCCUUACUACAGAUAUAUCUUGACAGAUAUUAGAUACUUUCUACGGCAAGAUUAUUAGCCAGAGAGGAAAGCUUUUUGAGCUUUUGACUUGUUUUGCAAACCAGCAAGAUGGUUAGUCACCACAGGUGACAGGAUAAUUAUGAUAAUGUAGCGCUGCUAUAAGAAACUGUGUUUUGCGAAAGGGGUGUAACUCCCAUCUUUCUCAAUUUAUCCACGUGUCCUCAAACAAGUUGUUUGAGAUCACGUGGGUGUAACAAAUGAUUUACAGCAUCACAAACUUAACAGACUUGAGCACAGGUGUGAAACAGUUUAAAGUGAUCUAAAGAUUAAUUAUGACUGAUUAGCAUGUGCUCUUCUUCCUAGUCAAAUAUAUAUAUAUAUAUAUAUACCUAAGGACAGAUUUGAUUUUUCAUGUCAUAUCAUUGAUUAGCUAUAUUACAAGUAAACACUGCAAACUUUAAAAUCAAAGAAAGGAAAAGUAAUUAGUUGUAAAGAUUUAGUUAUUGAUGGUCCUAUAUUUGGAUUCUCACCACAUUUAGUACAUUUUAAAUGCGAUAAUGUUCAUGGUUUUCUUCAGACUGUACUGUGCCUGUUUUCACCAUGUUGUACUUUUUCUUGCCCCUUUCUUGUUAGUGCAGUACAUAUCAGCCAUUUUCAUAGUACAUAAUCAUUAGAAAUUCAUAUGCAGCAAAUAUCUAUCACUGAGGUUCAGAUUGGAUAAAGCCAAUAAAUCUAUAUCAGUGUUACUGCUCUAAUACUACUAUACGUUGGUGAGUCUAGAUGUUUUCCGCUGUAAAUGCUCCCUUCUCAUAGUGCAUUCAGAAUAAUAAACAUUGUUAAUUUUUUCUUCAA
This is a messenger RNA of Scatophagus argus, 2494 nucleotides long. It is a transcript of the gene sat2b, whose product is annotated as spermidine/spermine N1-acetyltransferase family member 2b. The record is from RefSeq and is a predicted model, not a curated record. Gene Ontology annotation, molecular function: N-acetyltransferase activity. The transcript is spliced from 6 exons. Bases 126 to 647 code for a protein of 173 amino acids. Lineage: Eukaryota; Metazoa; Chordata; Actinopteri; Scatophagidae.